GCAAUUUUGUUCGGAGCUAGCUUUUGAGGCUUCUGCCCACCGCCAUGGACGAGCCAUCCGAGAAGUUCGACCCAGUUGUGAACCCAGAAACUCAGAUGAAUGAUGGAUCUCAGAGGGAAGAUGAAGAGGACUCACCGGAUGAUUCAGAAAUCCUACAACCAGAAACACUAGUAAAGGUCAUGAAAAAGCUAACCCUGAACCCCAGUGCCAAGUCGACAAAAUAUCAUCGUCGUCAAAGGGUUCGUCUCGGGAUUAAGAGCCAGACUGUGGAGAACAGAAGUGAAAGAAUCAUGAGGGAAGUUCAAAGCGCCUUUCCCAAGAGAAGGGUCCGCACACUGUUGUCGGUGCUGAAAGACCCCAUAGCAAGGAUGAGAAGAUUUGUUCGGAUUGAGCAGAGACAAAGACAGCUUGAAGGAAAUGAGAGACGAGAUGAGCCAUUCAGAUGUCUCUGCACUUUCUGCCAUUAUCAGAGAUGGGAUCCUUCUGAGAAUGCUAAAAUCGGGCAGAACCAGAAGAAUUAGGGCAGUUUGAAUUGUACACCGUCCUUGCCGUUAACGGUGCCAUGCAGCAGAUGUGAAAGCUGUUUUUUUGUUUAAGAUUAAACUUUUCUUGGUGCUGGGGAAAUCUCUUCUAAUUGCUAACCUUUAAAUUAUAUAGGAUGUGUGACAUUUGGAUUCAUGGGAAUGACAGAUUUACCCAAGAAUUGAGCAUGAGUCAAAGCCUGGUAGUUUGAUUUAGAAGGUAAUUGAAUAGAUCUUUUAUUUUA
Messenger RNA from Rattus rattus (black rat), 766 nucleotides. It is a transcript of the gene Dppa3, whose product is annotated as developmental pluripotency associated 3. Gene Ontology annotation, biological process: epigenetic programing of female pronucleus. Bases 45 to 521 code for a protein of 158 amino acids. The record is from RefSeq and is a predicted model, not a curated record. Gene Ontology annotation, cellular component: nucleus. Lineage: Eukaryota; Metazoa; Chordata; Mammalia; Rodentia; Muridae. The transcript has 4 exons.